This is a messenger RNA of Haemonchus placei, 402 nucleotides long. The record is from the annotation of a GenBank genome assembly. Lineage: Eukaryota; Metazoa; Nematoda; Chromadorea; Rhabditida; Trichostrongylidae.
AUGGCUGAGCUGUCGUCUGCUCUACCAAAGAACUGUGUUCUCUACCAGUUUUCAUUUGCCACCCUGGGUGAGCUUCCAGCGUUUUUCGCUGGAUGGACAGCUGUUUUGGAUGCUGUGUGCAUCACAACAAUCCUUUGCAGAACAUGGAGCGAACAUGUGGUGGGUGAUUUGAUGUCUAUGCUUCGUUACCGCCUUUUACCCACGAUUUUCGUUCCAGAAUCUUCUUUUUCGUCGUCACCUGCAUCGAUUUAUGUCGUUGCCGUUAAUGCAUCGGGAAUCUGGGAUGUGGAUCGUCAGCGAAGAAUACGACCUAUCAGCUCUCCUGGCGGCGAUGAUGUCUGUAUUUAUUUUGUGCUGCAACCUGAGGGUUCGUUCUCGGGCGUGUUACUUUCAUUGGUUUGA